This is a messenger RNA of Salvia hispanica, 2831 nucleotides long. Its product is annotated as protein VAC14 homolog. NCBI's taxonomy places the organism in Eukaryota, Viridiplantae, Streptophyta, Magnoliopsida, Lamiales, Lamiaceae. Gene Ontology annotation, biological process: phosphatidylinositol biosynthetic process. Gene Ontology annotation, cellular component: PAS complex; endosome membrane. The record is from RefSeq and is a predicted model, not a curated record.
AGAAAAGAACCCUAAUUCUAAAAAUACUGAAAUUAGUAAAGAAAUUGGAAAAGUGCGUCUCCCCAAAGUUUCAACUCUAUCAACGUUCUUCCCCCCACUUGCAGAUUCCCCCCCUAAUUUUGGGUACUCCAUGACUAGAUCUGCUCUCGCUCUUGAUCGCCCAAGCCUCUAAAUAUUUCGAUUCUACGUAUAACCACCACUCACCUUACAUCUGAUUGUGAUGAGAAUUAGAUAAUUUUGCUUUUCGUCAGCGGGUUUUUUCAAUGGCGGAUGCACUAUCUGUGGUUCCUGCAGCUGUUCUCCGUAAUCUCUCCGACAAGCUCUAUGAGAAGCGGAAGAAUGCUGCUCUGGAGGUGGAAGGGAUAGUGAAACAAUUAGCGAUGGCAGGUGAUCAUGAUAAGAUCACUGCAGUGAUCAAUUUGCUGACUAAUGAAUAUACCUACUCGCCCCAGGCAAAUCAUCGUAAAGGAGGUUUGAUAGGAUUGGCAGCUGCAACAGUGGGUUUGACUUCAGAAGCUGCACAACAUCUUGAUCAAAUUGUUCCUCCAGUCUUGAACUCCUUCGCUGACCAAGAUAGCAGGGUUCGUUACUAUGCCUGUGAAGCUCUGUAUAACAUUGCGAAGGUUGUCAGAGGCGAUUUUAUAGUGUUCUUCAACCAGAUAUUUGAUGCACUGUGUAAGCUCUCAGCAGAUUCAGAUGCCAAUGUACAGAGUGCUGCUCAUCUUUUAGAUAGACUUGUGAAGGACAUAGUCACUGAGAGCGAUCAAUUUAGCAUCGAAGAAUUUAUACCAUUGUUGAGAGAACGAAUGAACGUCUUGAACCCUUAUGUCCGUCAAUUUUUGGUUGGCUGGAUUACGGUUCUAGAUAGUGUUCCUGAUAUCGACAUGCUUGGGUUUCUUCCAGAUUUUCUUGAUGGCUUGUUUAACAUGCUGAGUGAUUCUAGCCAUGAAAUAAGGCAACAAGCUGAUUCAGCACUUUCUGAGUUUCUUCAAGAAAUCAAGAACUCUCCAUCUGUAGAUUAUGGCCGCAUGGCUGAGAUACUGGUUCAGAGGGCAGCUUCACCUGAUGAAUUUACUCGACUGACUGCUAUUACCUGGAUUAAUGAGUUUGUAAAGCUUGGUGGAGAUCAACUUGUUCCUCAUUAUGCUGAUAUUCUUGGUGCAAUCUUACCUUGCAUAUCAGAUAAGGAAGACAAGAUUAGAGUUGUUGCUAUCGAAACAAAUGAAGAACUUCGAGGAAUCCAAGCUGCUCCAGGGGUAGGAUUUGACGUUGGAGCCAUCCUAUCUGUAGCUAGGAGGCACCUGUCUAGUGAAUGGGAGGCUACACGAAUUGAAGCAUUGCAUUGGAUAUCAACCCUACUAAAUAGACACCGGGAAGGGGUCUUAUCAUUCCUGAGCGACGUUUUUGAAACUCUUCUUAAGGCACUUUCAGAUCCUUCUGAUGAGGUAGUGCUUUUGGUGCUUGAGGUCCAUGCACGCAUUGCUGAAGAUGAGAAGCAUUUCAACCAACUUAUUGUUUAUUUAGUUCAAAAUUUUCGGGAUGACAACUCUCUCUUGGAGAAACGUGGUGCUUUGAUUGUCCGUAGACUAUGCGUGCUUUUAGACGCAGAAAGAGUUUAUAGGAAGCUCUCCACUAUACUUCAACGAGAACCUGAACUGGAUUUUGCAUCUGUUAUGGUUCAGGCUUUGAAUUUGAUUUUGCUGACUUCGUCCGAGUUGGCAAGCCUUCGCGACCUCCUGAAAAAAACCUUGUUUGAUGCUGCUGCAAAAGACUUGUUCCUUUCUUUAUAUGCUUCAUGGUGCCAUUCACCAAUGGCUAUUAUAAGCCUUUGCCUAUUAGCUCAGACUUAUCAUCAUGCAAGUACUGUCAUUCAAGCGUUGGUUGAGGAAGAUAUUAAUGUCAAGUUUUUAGUCCAAUUGGAUAAAUUGAUCCACCUUCUCGAGACUCCUACUUUUGCAUAUCUAAGGCUUCAGCUUCUUGAACCAGGAAGAUAUAUAUGGUUGUUGAAAGCAUUGUAUGGUCUCCUAAUGCUCCUACCCCAGCAAAGUGUAGCAUUCAAGAUACUCCGGACCCGAUUAAAAACUGUACCUCCGUAUUCAUUCAGUGGUGAACAAUUCAAGCGACCUUCACCAGGGAAGGCUUUCACAGAAGUUAAUCAUGUUGGCGGAUCACAAAUUGCAGAGGAUGGUGAUGCAGAUGCAAGGAACGUCCAUAAUGGGAUAAACUUUGCCUCAUUGCUGAAGGACUUUGCCCGAGUCCAAGACCAGCACCGCUCACAUUCUAAGAAGCAGUCCCAAAUUCGUUGCAGUUCAGCAUCCUCAAAGGACAUAGAAAGACCGGAAGAAGCAAACCGUGCAUUGGCAGCGCCAGAUACAAACAGGCCUCCUUCGAGGACUUCUUCCCGUAGAAGUCCCGGGCAGUUGCAACUUUAAUCGUUUCGCAGUGUUGUCAAAAUUCAAUUAUACAGUGGGUUCGGGUGUUGGAGCACAGAGAGAGAUCCAACAGCAGAAAUUUGUAAAUUGUAUAUUCUGGUAGCUUCUUUAAUUGAAACCAUAAGGGUGAUGGGCAUUGGGUUUUUUUAGCAACGCUUGGAUAUUGCCAAGCUAUUCUUUCUUUCUUAUCCUUUUCCUUUUUCUCAUGAAGUGACAGAUAUACCCAUGUGGUUCUGUUGUUUUUAAUGAAAACCAUGUGGGGCCAGAUAGAUUACUAGGAUUGUUGUUAUUAUUGAGUUUGUUUCAUAUUCUGUCUUUUGGGUUAUAAUUCAUCUGUCACAAAUUGUAUAAUAAGUAAAGUACACCUUUUGCAUCUAAUAUUAUUCUUGUUUCUCAUUA